Messenger RNA from Closterium sp. NIES-67, 2399 nucleotides. Lineage: Eukaryota; Viridiplantae; Streptophyta; Zygnematophyceae; Desmidiales; Closteriaceae. The record is from the annotation of a GenBank genome assembly.
GGCAGGUGGACGAUGGGAGAAUGCAGGAAGCCAUCUCCAUCUUCAACCAGCUAGAGGGUGAUCCGGAGUACGAGGAAAGGGCCCUGGUGGGCCGAGGCACAGUGCACUUCCUAACAGGGCGGCACCAACAGGCUCUGGCCGACCUAUCCCAGGUCACCUCCCGGUUCCCCCUGAGCGCGGAUGCGUGGCAGAGGAGGGGCGUGGUGCUCCAGCAGAUGGGGCUGCUGCAGGAGGCCCUAUCCGACAUCAACAGGGCGGUACAGCUGCAGCCACAUGAGCCCCACCACGUCAAGCAGCGAGGAAAGCUGUUGUUCCAAGUCAAGGACUACAGGGCUGCAGUGGCAGACCUCUCUCCCCUGCAGGACACACCCCUGGCCACAGCUGACGUCAUGCGCACUCUGGGCUGGGCGUCAGCCGCGCUGGGGGCGUUCAAGGCGGCAGCCCAAGUGUACGGGCGAGCACUGGAGCGCUUUCCCCAGGAGGGCGCACUGUGGCGCGAGAAGGGGUGCUCGCACAAGGAGCUGGGGGAGGCUCAGCUGGCGCGGGCGUGCCUGGAGAAGGCCGUUGCUAUAGAGAGGGCGCCGGAGAAUUACCACAAGCUCGCCCUUCUGCACAUGCACACAGGCAAGCCCAGGCAAGCUCUCAAGGUGGCAAGCGAGGGGCUUCGGCUCUUCCCUCACAGCACCGCCCUGCACUACCUUGCUGCCUCCGCCCACCACGCUCUAGCCGACCACGCAGCUGCCGCGAAGCACUACAGCACGGUCCUCAGCACGGGAGGACAGUCCACAGAGGAGCACGCGCAAAAGCACUACAAUCUCGCGUUCUACCAGAGGGAGGUAGCAGCGUACACGCGCACCUGUCUCACCCAGCCCUUGACAGCAUGCAACAUCGACGCUCAUCUGCACCCCGCCCUUCUCGAAGCAUGGAUGAAGCUUGAGCCCCCCCACUUGCUACCCCCCUCAGCUCCCAGAUACACAGCAGAGCAGCACCAACAGCAGCAGCGCCAGCAGCAGCAGGGGGAGGUGCGGCUAUCAGCGGGUGCGGUAGCCCUGGUGGCAAAGGCGGACAAGGUGGGCCCGCGAGCCAUGUACCGCGUGGGGGGCUUCCUGCACGACAAGCGCAAGCUGCGCAUGGCGGGGCUGGCAGCGCUGGAUGUGAUGCAGCAGGCCAGCAGCACAUGGCAGGCCAUGCAGGAGGACGAGGAGGAGGAGCAGGAUGGCAGCGUGGUGGGUAGCAGCAGUGGGAGGGAUGGCAGCAGCAGCAGCAGCAGCAGCAGCACAGGAAAAGUGAAACAGCAGAAGAGGAGGGGGGCGAGGAUAGGAGGGUGGAGGGACGUGUUUCAGGCGAUUGUGAGAUGGAGGCAGAUAGUUGACCCCAUGGAUGCCGUCUCGUGGAUCCAAGACGGCAAGGCGAGCUACGGCAGCCAUGUGGCGGCGACGCCCAUAGUGGAUGGGCAGAUGGACAACUACAAGUACUUCCAGUUCUACGACAGGGCGUUCUCUCUGAUCAAGGAUCGGCUCCUCGCUACACGCUCAGCCACAGCUGACUCUGGCACCUCCAGCAUAUCCCUCUCUGCCUCCUCUCUCAAAAAGGUGCGCAGGGCAUCAGGGUUGGGGGAGCUGCAUGCAGCAGUGGGGAGGGACUUCUAUGUGCAGCUGCCGUGCUACAGCCGGGCCAACCCAGGGGCGGACAUUGGCGGCAUUCAGCUCUCGUUAAUAAGCACCCCUCCUGGAUUUGUGUUUGCCAUCCGCAUCGGCCUCUCGCCCCAGCGCUGGAGGGACUUCAAAGCCGAGAUGGACGCUGCCUGGAAGUCACUCUGCACAGCAGUGGUGGAGGCACGGAGAGCGCAAGGGUCCGCCCAAGGAUCAGGCACAGCCAGUGACUCCCACACGCAACACGCGCACAGGCAGAGGGUCCAGCGGGCCAUUCUGGACCUCGCUUUCUUCUGGUACCACCUGUCGCCUCUGUCGCGGGGGUCGGCCAUGGUGGGGCUCAUCUCCAUGCUGGGCCUCUCCAUGGCUGCCGGCAUGGAGACCACCGCGCUCGUGCCCGAGGGCAUGCAGGUGGACUGGGAGGCCAUGCUGGUGCCGGACUCAGCUGCUUUCAACGCCACCAUCGCUCCCUGGCUAUUCUCCUCCGUACAGCAGCCUUCCUGGGACCUACCCAAUGUGCACGAUGCCCUUCCCACCACCCAACAUGUGCUUGCAGCCCUCAAUAUGUAGCUACAGACUGUAUUAAAGUAGAGUGCAUGGACGAAUGACACAAGUCCCGGUAGGUACCUAGGUGUUGGAAAUGUCAAGAUUAUAUAAGUUAUAUAUAAUUGAUAGGCUUGAUAGUUGUGCUAUUGCAUCCUACUGUAGAGGGGAUAACUCCCCUUCUUGUACCUCAUUCUCUUCUAG